This is a messenger RNA of Ambispora leptoticha, 831 nucleotides long. The record is from the annotation of a GenBank genome assembly. NCBI's taxonomy places the organism in Eukaryota, Fungi, Glomeromycota, Glomeromycetes, Archaeosporales, Ambisporaceae.
AUGGAAGAAAAAUCGAUUACAAACACUCAAGAACUUUCGAAACUCACAAUAAACUUUGACGAACAUCCGGAAGCCUUUGUCGUCAUUGAACUUUGGAAAAUAUAUAUGACAAGCAAUGAAAAAUUCAGAUCUAAUAAAUCAAUAGUAAACGAAAUUCAAAACUGGUUAAAUGAAAAUAAACUACAAGGUACUAAAGUUUAUUACGCUGUAUAUAGAAAAGUUAACAUUUAUAAACUCUAUAGUUUGCUAGGAUUUAUAUUAAAAAAUGGUAUCGGAAUAAAAGCAGAUGAAAAUCGAGCGUUUUAUUGGUAUAAACGAGCAGCUGACGAGAUCGAUAACCCGUUCGCUCAAAGUCGAGUGGGAAACUUCUAUCAAUUUGGCGAAGGAACAGAAGUCAACUAUGAAUCUGCAUUUUCAUACUAUCAGAAAUCAGCAUCGCAUGGCAAUGCUAUUGGUAUUUACUAUCUUGGUCUUUGCCAUGAAAAAGGGUGCGGUACAAAUCCAAACAGCAAGCAAGCAUUUGAACUUUAUAAACUAUCAGCAAGUGUCGGAUUUCCAGAAGCUCAAUAUAUGCUAGCCACCUGUUAUUAUCGUGGAUAUGGAACACGAAUAAGUCUGCAAAAAGCCUUUUUCUGGUAUUUUCUGGCAGCGGAAGAUGGAGACAAUGAUCGUGCCAAAUUCGCGAUUGGAUAUUGCUUUCGGAAUGGUUUUGGUUUGGUGAAGGAUAUUCAUGCGUCGUUAAAAUUUUUUCGAAGAACCGAUGGAGCUCCUGAAGUAUCAAGCGAAGCUUUUAUCCAUUUUGACAGGAUAUUUAGGUACCGUCAUGGGUGA